This is a messenger RNA of Owenia fusiformis, 2346 nucleotides long. Lineage: Eukaryota; Metazoa; Annelida; Polychaeta; Sabellida; Oweniidae. The record is from the annotation of a GenBank genome assembly.
CAGGAAACAAGUGCUUUUUACUUUUUUAGCCCGAUGUUACUCAGCGAUCUUAUUAUGCGAAUACUCUUGAAUAUUAGAAGACUAAGUGUACAAGUUUUAUUGUUUUAGUAGAAGAAGACACCUGUCCUUGGGUUCAAGCCAGAGAAUGACUUUUAUGCAGGCUAUUUUUGAUUAAUUAGAAAAUCAACAAUUGGAAAACAAAAUGGAUGAAACAAACAAUAUACUUGGGUUUGACUUUACCCAUUUACGCAAUGGUCACAAUUGCGAGGAUGAAAAACAAUCAGUUGAUGAUAUAGGGCCCCUCAGAGAACUCGAAAGAAACCUUGAAAUUAAAGGACACAAAUAUGCCGAAAAUGACACAACCAUUGACAGGAGUCUCAUGCUACAAAGUGCCAUUAUUAAAGGUGACAUAAACCAGUUGAAAAUCCUUAACAAACUGAAAAUGAAUUUUAAUCAAUGUAUCAAUGGAAAGCCAGCCUUUCUUCUUGCCAUUCAAUAUCACCAAUUCCCAGCUUUAUCAUAUUUGCUGAAAAAUGGUAUGAAUCUCAACUUACCAAUGACACCUGUCAAUGGAAACAUUAUUCAUUAUUGUAUUGAGAGAAAAUUGUUUAUUGAGCUAAACCAACUCAUAAAACAUAUAUCUCCUGAUGAAAUAAGGAUGCUAAUCAAUAAACCAGACAACAACAAAGACACGCCUCUUUUGAUGGCUAUUAAAACUGAUGCAAUACCUCCUACAACUUUACAGCUGUUGUUAGACGCUGGAGCUGAUAUUUGCCAUAAGGAUGUAAAAGGAAACAACUCAUUACACGCUACGAUUUUAAAAAGAAACUUACAAGUGCUCAAAUUGAUUCUCAAACAAUCAAAGGUUAUUUGUGUCAAGGACGUGUUUGAGCACAAAGGUUGUACUCGAGGGUAUGACAGUUUAAAUAAUGAUAACAGGUUUACAGUAGAUAAGAAUGUCCUUAAUUCACAUGGUGUAAACAACUUUCAGUACGGGUUACUAGGACCUGGUUGUGCUAACACAUGUGACUUGCAGAAGAAUCUUUUCACUGGUUGUACCGAGUCAGAAAUAGUAAUGGAGAGCGACAGUGAAAUAACAGAGAAAAAGAAAAGAGAACCGUCUUAUAUAACAGUGAAAGGACGAGUGAUUGAAAGAUUUCCCAAAGAGGUCAUUAAGGAUAUUGAUAUGUAUGAGGAAAGUGAUAUUCAGAUGGCCAGUAUAGCUUUAAAUGAGUUAAACCAACAUGGAUACGCUCCAUUACACUUAGCAGCUCUAUCAGGCAACUGUAUCAUAGCUGAGACUCUAAUCCAAUAUGGGGCGCAGAAAAAUCGUAAAUCCAUUGAGUGUUACACGCCAUUGCAUUAUGCAGUUUCUGAGCGUGACCUUGCUAUGGUGAUCUUGUUCAUAAAACACUAUAGUGAUCUCAACGCCUGUAUUGACGUUAACAAAGUUACACCGUUAAUGCUUGCUGUAAGGAAAGAUGGCACAGUGAAAUUAACAAAGGAGUUAAUUAAAGGUGGUGCCCUAUUGAAUCUCCAGGACAAUAAUGGCGAAACAGCCCUAGCAACGGGUGUUUAUUUCGGGGCUGAGAGACGGUCGUCACUUCUUAUACGUGAAGGAGCAGACCCAAAUAUAGCGGAUUUCAGGCAGCAUACAACACCUUUAUAUUGGGCCAUUUUCAACAACCGCAAAAACCUUGUGAAGCUUCUGAUGCAUGCUGGGGCAACUCUCACGCACAAGCAGUUCCGGAAAUUUCCACGGAAUUUGAAAAUCAUGCGGGAUACAGAAAUGAAUAGUUUUCUGCAGCAUGAAGUGAAGAAUCCGAAACCUCUUGAGAGACUAUGUAGCUUAGCAGUACGACGUCACAUCAGCUCUAUGAGAGGAGGAAAGGGAGUUGUGGACACUAUUGAACAGUUAGAGUUACCUAAGCGCCUUGAGGACUCGCUGUUGUUGAAUAAUAUAGCAUAGCUACCUCAUAAUGUAAUUUUAGGGGUACUGUUUCGACAUAAGAAGGGGGGUGGUUAGAAUGCUAUUUUGACACGUGAUAUUGAAGUGUUUUCAGACAAUUGACUCACAAAUUCAGAAAAUUUAUUAUACUCAUGUAUUCUAGAGCAUAUGUUUAUAUGUACUCCAUACCAAAAUGCGUACCUUAAGUAUGAUUUUGAAUUUUGGCACUUUAUGAGGAAUAAUGUACCUAGGUCCCAGAACCACAGUAUGUGUGGAAUACAUCUGUUAUGUACGGUUGCUUUAGAUACAGGGUUUAUCCCUCGUGAAAUAAGUGUAUCUCCCUCGGUCCCUCAUAUUUCCCCAUAUAUUCCCAUAUAAACCCUGUAUCCAAAACCUCC